Messenger RNA from Sabethes cyaneus, 2361 nucleotides. Its product is annotated as synaptotagmin-5. The coding region runs from base 409 to 1884 and encodes 491 amino acids. Gene Ontology annotation, biological process: cellular response to calcium ion; regulation of calcium ion-dependent exocytosis; regulation of dopamine secretion. The record is from RefSeq and is a predicted model, not a curated record. Gene Ontology annotation, molecular function: clathrin binding; syntaxin binding; calcium-dependent phospholipid binding. NCBI's taxonomy places the organism in Eukaryota, Metazoa, Arthropoda, Insecta, Diptera, Culicidae. Gene Ontology annotation, cellular component: membrane. The transcript has 7 exons.
GUUAACACACUGUUUUUACGUUAUCUAUACGAAUUUAGCGAGAUCACUUGUGGUCCUUUAAUUUGUUCAUUCACUUUCGUGUAGGUUGCAAACUAUUGUUAUUUCAAGAUUACAAGUGGACCAAAACAAACAAAAAACAACAACAAAGCGGUAGCAAAUUUCACGUUAGUCAUGAAUACUUAACAAAUUGAGAGAAUUUUCUGAAUAUGGCAACGGUACACAACAACACUACAGAAAAGGCUUCUCCAUCUAACGAGGAAAACGCGCUGAUAUACGAGCGAAACUCACUCCACAACCAGCCAAAUCCCGAACGCUGAGGCAGGGGACGCUUUACAUUACCGGGGCAAUAAAUCGACUUGUUCCCGUGAAUAAAAAACGCGCGUAAGCAAACGCAAACGGAAAAACAACAUGAAAUCAUCGUUGAACAAUCUGUUCAACCGUCGGGACGACGAGCCGGCAACGUCCCUGCAGGUGAUAAUUUACGGUGCCACAUCGUUUCUGAUAGUGUCCCUGCUCGGUUUGCUCAUAUAUAUCACCUGCUCCAAACGGUACCGGCUGAACUGGUUUGAGAAAAAUCUGCUGGAAACGGCAAAGGAAACUAGCGGUCACAGACAAGAUGGUCGUUCCAGUUGUCCAAUAUCGUACAAUGUUGACGCAAUACCCGGUACUUCACGAUACCUCAACCGUAACAAUAAUAGUCCGCUCACCAAGGCGGACACUCCUCCCUUCUGGGCCUCAGAAGGACUGUAUAAAACCAACAGCAGCAACGGUCAGCUCAUUGACUCAUCCGACGAUGAUGCCCCUGAGGAUAGUGCGGAUUCGUCAAGUAGCUGUAAAUCCGUCAUAGUGGUAGGCUCGAUUCCGAUUGCCCGUACCGAAAAGCACGUGGUGCUGAGUACGACCAGUCCUGCGAAACCCACAACCUCCACAGUGAAAGCUAAAAACAAUCAAAACGGUGAAAUGGCAGAGGAAGUGGUGGAUGCCACCAAAACGAAAAGGAGCUCUCAGGUCAAACUGGAACUCGGAGAUGAUGCGCGAGGGGCUAUUCAUCUGACGCUCAACUAUGACCCCGGUGCCGGGAUUCUAAACGUGAAGCUCCUUGAAGCUCAGGACCUACAGCCGCGUGACUUUAGCGGAACGGCUGAUCCGUACGCAAAAAUAAGACUGCUUCCAGAUCGUAACAACAUGUGGCAAACUAGGAUACACAAGAAAACGCUGAAUCCAGUAUUCGAUGAAGAUUUCGUAUUCGAAGUGCGUCCCGCUACGGUGGGUCGGAGGGCUCUCGAAGUGAUUCUUUUCGACUUUGAUGCCUACUCACGCCACGUGGUUAUCGGAGGAACGCAACUUGCGCUGGCGCACGUUGACCUAUCGGAUCGGAUAGAUAUGUGGCGACCUCUGGGGCCGUGUACUGAGGCAGAAACCAAACAGGAUCUAGGAGACCUCAUGGUAUCGCUAUCAUAUCUUCCAUCAGCCGAAAGGUUAACCGUAGUUAUAAUCAAAGCCAGAAAUCUUCGAAUCAUCGACGAAACACGGAACUCUUCGGAUCCGUACGUCAAAGUUUCACUGUACAACAUCGAUGGCAAACGACUGAAAAAACGAAAGACAACCGUGGCUCGGAAUACAGUUUCCCCCGUAUUUAACGAGGCACUUUCGUUCGAUAUUGCUAGGGAUGCUUUGAAGAAUUGCUCCAUCGAACUGCAAGUUCUUCACGACAGUCUACUAGGCAAGAACGAAGUUCUAGGUAAAGCCAUUGUUGGGAGUGGUCCUGACGCUAGAUCGGAAGAUCGCGCCUUUUUCGACGAGUUGUUCCGGAACAGAUCGGCCACUGCACAAUGGAUUACACUGACAGAUUGGAAGUCAUCGAAGCCUAUGGUUGACAAGUAGGUCCGUCGACGAAUGGUUUGCUCUUAUUCUACGGGAACGUCCAGUGUACCUUACUCUACAUACAUAUAUAAUACUGUUUGUUAACCAACCAAAUCUAACAUAAAAAUUGUUAUUAAAUGUUCUUAAUCCAUUUACGUAUCAAUGUGAUGAAAGUGCAAACGGUUUUACAGCGAUUAGUUUUGGAACAUAAUCGAGAAAGUAUUUACUGUAGUUUAGGCCCUCUGUAGUCAUAUUUACUUUAAAGCUUAUAAAGUGGUACUAUUCUCACACAUCUAUCUAAGCUAUAUUUAGUUUUUUAUUCUUAAACACACAACAGAGUCGCUAAAAGGUUUAUCUAUACACAUAACUGUAAUCUAUAUCAAUUUACACCAAGAUUAAUAAAACAAAAGCAGUUUUAUCAGGAUACUAUAUUGGGAAAGAGUCUGUAAGCUGUUUAUGGAAUCGAAAUGAUCAGUGUAGAAGUAACAUAUAUAUACA